CUCAGGUAACAGUGAAGUGGAAUGGCACGAUCGUAGCAGACGGUCAAAAGCUGCGAGUCCCAAUUAAAAUUUCAAAAUAUGGACCAAACAAAAUUGAAGAAGAUUUUUUUUGUUCGGGGUCAAGUCAAAUCUACAAAAUUGAGUUCUCAUGCCUCAUACCAGGAAACAUAUUUCCGACGGCUGAUACCGUAUAUAGCUCCAGUGCUAGAUUCACAUUUACCACAUAUGUGGUGAAUAAAUGGAUUGAUUGUAAAUGUAAGGCUUCUUAUGGCGUACUUGGAACAGGAAGAAGUGAAACAUCAUCUUUCCAGUUGAGCUCACAAGGUAAAUUAAAUAUUUAAAAGCAGAUUUUUUUUUUUUUGGAGAUGUCUUCUAACUGUUUACUGGUGAAAUGCAAACUGAUAAAAAUCCCUUCACAAAUUUAUCACAAAGAAUGUAAUCCUGACGAUAAAUUUGUUGGCCAAUAUCAUUUAUUUGCAGAUAUUUUGAGCGUAUAUGUUUUUUUAUAUUUUUUAUUAUUUAUUUUUAUUUGAUAAGUGAUAGCUUGCAACAUAUUGAUUUCUUAAACUAACAAGAUCAUUUAUAUAGCCCUCAAAAUUUCUCACAUAUUUAUAAUAGCUGACAUCAAGAAGGGACCGAUGGGAAUGUCGAUGGCUCUAUUGGGAUCUGUCUUGACCACAGUUCUUGUUGCACAGCCCCUUGGACACAUGACCUGGUGUUAGACGACAUUUUUUACUGUGAUUAGAUUAAAUAUUUUCCAUGAUAUUUUCAUAGAUUUAAUUUCAUCCUCGACUGAUUUUAACAUAGAUAUUCUAUUUUUAUUUGGUAUAAUAGGGUUUGUUAUUUAAUGGUGGAAAUCUAUAGAACAUCCGGGCAUUCAGUCUGGCCAAUCUUAUUAAGAUUUUAAUCAAACAUCCUGGUAUUCCGUUUGGCCAGUCUCUCAACAGCUGUUCGGUACUUCUACGCUAAUGUGAGCCAGCAUAGUGGGUCUUAACCCGGACGAACACUUGUUUACCAAUCUAUUUUAGGAAAAAUUUUGCAAACAAAUUUAAACCGCUUAAUACAUGCGGAAAAAACAUUGUUAAAAGCUAUGUUUUUAGAAAACAUUUAGUCUUAAAAAAGUAUCAUGACGUAAGCGAUGUGACGUUUUCCAUUCUUGACAAAUGACAAACACUUUUUUUAUUGGCGAUUGAUGACUCCAGCGUAUUUUUAUACAUUCAAGACAUUACCUCUUUGACAUUUAGUAAACAUAAAAUAAAUCAAAGACGACGUGAAGCAGUAAAAAAUAUAUAUUUAAACGAAUAGCGUUCCUUUUUUUUUUUUUUUGGUUUAAAAUAAUGACAAAUAAAUCAAGUAAAUAUUAAAUGAUAAAGAAAGUUCAACAAGACAAUAAAGCAAUAAAGCCGAAAUGAAAAUAAAUGCAAAGAAAUCUGGCUGAUGAAAAAAGAAACUAAGUACAAUUUGAGUGGAUGCAAAAAGAAAAAAAAAAGUAAAAAUAUAUAUUUAAACAAAUAGAUUUUCUUUUUUUUUUUUUUUGGUUUAAAAUAAUGACAAAUAAAUCAAGUAAAUAUUAAAUGAUAAAGAAAGUUCAACAAGACAAUAAAGCAAUAAAGCCGAAAUGAAAAUAAAUGCUAAGAAAUCUGGCUGAUGAAAAAAGAAACUAAGUACAAUUUGAGUGGAUGCAAACAGAAAAAAAAAAGUUGUGGAUUUUAGUCAUAUAAUGUAAUGAUGUUGGCUAGUGAGAGGGGAUGUUAAAAUAUAUCUUUUAAGUGAAGAAAAAAACCUAGAAAAAUUUCAUUAGCAGCAUCUGUCAUGAGUGUCUUUGGAAUACAGAAUAAUAAAAAAAAAUCUUGCAAUAAUAAAAGAUUAAAUUCAAUUAUU
Messenger RNA from Lymnaea stagnalis (great pond snail), 1881 nucleotides. The record is from the annotation of a GenBank genome assembly. NCBI's taxonomy places the organism in Eukaryota, Metazoa, Mollusca, Gastropoda, Lymnaeidae.